CACAUUUCACCUUUUUCUAUCUUUCAACUUUUCCCCCCAAACCUUUGAUCAUCCGAAACUGAAUCAAAAAUCUCGAAUCAAUACGAUAAUUACCUGCAUUUUGCUCAGUAAUAUUUCAGCUGCAGAGAUGCGUAACCUAACGCCGGUGGCGAUCGGCGGCGGAGGAAUGAACUUAGUUGGCAACAAUUGGUUGCACCGGCGCGGCAGCGGCGUCGAUUUUUCAUGUCGUAGCACAGGAAGUGAGCACGAUUUGGCCGCUAUGGUGAGCGAUUUCCUUGAAAUCGGAAGUGCUGGAUCUGAUUCCUGGUGUAGCAGCGACUGCGACUCUGGUUUCUCCGAUCUCGCCGACAGGAUUUCGAUGUAUAAGCAGCCAGUUGAUCAGUAUGAAAGGGACUUGACAAUGGUUGUCAAAUCACUUAUUCUCUCAAUAUCGGAAACAAGCCAAAUAGAGAAACCAGAUGCGUGCAUUAAUUCUAGCUGCAUCAUUUAUUCUCUGGUCAAGCUUCUGCAUUCUUCAGGAUACGAUGCAGCUCUCUGUAAAUCAAAGUGGCAGGUCUUUGGCAAACUUCCUGGAGGCGAACACGAGUUCAUAGAUGUGAUAGCACAUGAAAAUAAAAGUGGAGGUUCCGAAAGGUAUAUUAUUGACAUUGACUUCCGAAGUCACUUCCAAAUAGCGAGAGCUGUGAAGAGCUACAACGUAGUCCUAAGUUCUCUGCCUGCAAUAUACGUCGGUACCCUGACUAAGCUGAAACAGCUUCUUCAAAUAAUGGCUGAAGCUGCUAAAUAUUCACUUGAGCAAAAUUCGAUGCCCUUUCCUCCAUGGAGAUCCUUUUCUUAUCUAGAGGCAAAAUGGGAAUCUCCCUGCCAAAGAUUUGUUACCCUUAAUUCUGCCGCCUCUUCUUCCUCUCAUCAGCAUUGCAUUGGUUUACUGCGGAGGCUCAAGUCCUUCGUUGGAUCUGAUUUUAAAAGAUGAUGGAUUAUUUUGUCGACUUCUUCAGAGACUGCUUAACAGAGUUAAACGUCAGUUAUUUCUUUCUUAGAUGAGGUUUAAUUUUAUACGGAGUAGACAGCAUUUAGCGCAUUACGAUAUACAGCAAAUACAUUACACAUUACACAUUACAGUUCUAUAAAGUCCACGGCAUCAAAGAAUGUUGUUCAGGUUAUCGGUAGUACCUGCAAACCUUUUUUUUUUUUAAAUUGCUUUUUAGUCGGAGUGUUUUUGCAGUGUUAAUGUAUAGUUAGACCUAUCUCUAAUUCCGUAAGCUGAAAUUUUGGUUA
Erythranthe guttata (spotted monkey flower) is the source of this 1278-nucleotide messenger RNA. RefSeq lists its product as hypothetical. The record is from RefSeq and is a predicted model, not a curated record. Lineage: Eukaryota; Viridiplantae; Streptophyta; Magnoliopsida; Lamiales; Phrymaceae.